Molecule: messenger RNA, 1128 nt
Organism: Spodoptera littoralis (African cotton leafworm)
Lineage: Eukaryota; Metazoa; Arthropoda; Insecta; Lepidoptera; Noctuidae
Source: the annotation of a GenBank genome assembly
AUGUGGUCGGUGUUAGCCGGAGUAUUGGCGAUCGCGUCGCUGGGCGCGGCUUGCACCCCCAGUGUGACCACCGUCAGUGGUACCCACGCACCAGCCACCGUCUGUUCUGGUGCUCUCAUCUUCGCUGACGACUUUGACACUUUCGACCUCGAGAAAUGGCAGCAUGAGAACACUUUAGCUGGUGGUGGUAACUGGGAGUUCCAAUACUACGGCAACAAUCGCAGCAACUCUUUCGCUCACAGUGGACGUUUGUAUAUACGUCCCUCUCUAACAUCAGACCAGUUUGGGGAAGCUUUCCUUUCAUCUGGACACUGGAACGUCGAGGGUGGUGCGCCGGCCGACAGAUGCACAAAUCCGCAAUGGUGGGGUUGCGAGAGGACAGGCACACCGACCAAUAUUUUGAACCCAAUCAAGAGUGCGCGCGUCCGUACCGUCGAUUCCUUCAGCUUCCGUUACGGACGCGUUGAAGUUCGUGCUAAAAUGCCCGCCGGAGAUUGGCUGUGGCCAGCUAUCUGGUUGAUGCCAGCGUACAACACGUACGGUACUUGGCCUGCAUCAGGAGAGAUUGACUUGGUUGAGUCCCGAGGCAACCGUGCCAUGACCCUCAAUGGUGUCCACAUCGGUACACAGGAAGCUGGCUCAACCCUACACUACGGACCUUACCCUGCGAUGAACGGUUGGGAGCGCGCGCAUUGGGUCAGGAGAAACACUGCUGGCUAUAACAGCAACUUCCACCGUUACCAACUUGAAUGGACACCAAACUACUUGCGAUUCAGCAUCGACGAUAUGGAGCUUGGACGUGUAACACCUGGCAAUGGUGGCUUCUGGGAGUACGGUGGUUUCAACAGCAACUCUAACAUUGAGAACCCAUGGAGAUACGGAAGCAGGAUGGCGCCUUUCGAUGAGAAGUUCUAUCUUAUCAUCAACUUGGCUGUCGGUGGUACCAACGGAUUCUUCCCUGAUGGUGUCAGCAACCCUACACCCAAACCCUGGUGGAACGGAUCCCCAACCGCCCCAAGAGACUUCUGGAACGCAAGAUGGUCUUGGUUGCCAACCUGGAACUUAAAUGUCAACGAUGGACAGGACGCUUCCCUGCAAGUCGACUACGUCCGCAUCUGGGCUUUGUAA